GGCCGCCGCUGCGGCCUGUACCCGCUGUUGCGGCCUGUACCGGCGGUUGGGCCGCAGCUCCCGCCGGUGCCCUGCGCUGCUGCGGUUUGAAGGGGGCUUUCCGUCCUAGAAGUGUAGGGUCCAGGGCGCUUGGAGCGGCCGGGACAGGACAGUCUGGCGCAUCCAAGACCCGGAGUUUCCCCUGCCUUGUCCUGCCACCUGCUUCUCCAUGUUAGAAAGCAGAUUCACCCAGGCCUGCACCCGCCUGUUUUGCUGCCAACAAGGGUAGUUUUAUUAUAAAGGUGUGCUUGCGACUUUUAAACAUUUUGUCAAAAACCUGAGGCUUCUGGCACGGUAGCAGUGAAGACACACUUAUUUACAAGGCCUCCAUCUCUAGGCUCACAUCAGUGUGGCUUUCCAAAACUCUAGCAGCAUCCCUGUUUCUUGGUGUGUGAAGAUAAUCCAAGGAAUUGAAAAAGCUACUGAGAAGAGUGUGCUGGAGAUGCUGUAGGGAAAGACUGGAUGCUGAGACAAGUUCCAGUCCAAGGGCUUUGGGUUUUCCAAGAAGAAACCUAACAUCAUGGAUCAGAACAACAGCCUGCCACCUUAUGCUCAGGGCUUGGCCUCCCCUCAGGGUGCCAUGACUCCUGGGAUCCCCAUCUUUAGUCCGAUGAUGCCUUAUGGCACAGGACUGACCCCACAGCCUAUUCAGAACACCAGUAGUCUGUCUAUUUUAGAAGAGCAGCAAAGGCAGCAGCAGCAGCAACAGCAACAGCAACAGCAGCAGCAGCAGCAGCAGCAACAGCAGCAGCAACAGCAGCAGCAGCAGGCUGCCCAGCAGUCCACGUCCCAACAGGCAGCGCAGGUGGCCUCGGGCCAGGCCCCCCAGAUCUUCCACUCUCAGACUCUCACCACAGCACCCCUGCCGGGCACCACACCCCUGUACCCUUCCCCGGUGACGCCCAUGACCCCCAUCACACCCGCCACACCAGCCUCUGAGAGCUCUGGGAUUGUGCCUCAGCUUCAAAAUAUUGUAUCUACAGUGAAUCUUGGUUGUAAACUUGACCUAAAGACCAUUGCACUUCGUGCCCGAAAUGCUGAAUAUAAUCCCAAGCGGUUUGCUGCUGUAAUCAUGAGAAUAAGAGAGCCACGAACCACGGCGCUGAUUUUCAGUUCUGGGAAAAUGGUGUGCACAGGAGCCAAAAGUGAAGAACAGUCCAGACUAGCAGCAAGAAAAUAUGCCAGAGUUGUACAGAAGUUGGGUUUCCCAGCUAAGUUCUUAGACUUCAAGAUUCAAAACAUGGUGGGGAGCUGUGAUGUGAAGUUCCCUAUAAGGUUAGAAGGCCUUGUGCUCACCCACCAGCAGUUUAGUAGUUAUGAGCCAGAGUUAUUUCCUGGUUUAAUCUACAGAAUGAUCAAACCCAGAAUUGUUCUCCUUAUUUUUGUUUCUGGAAAAGUUGUAUUAACAGGUGCUAAAGUCAGAGCAGAAAUUUAUGAAGCAUUUGAAAACAUCUACCCCAUUCUAAAGGGAUUCAGGAAGACAACAUAAUGGCUGUCAUGGCCCCUGCCUCCCCCACCCGCUUGUUGUUUUAAACAGAUACGUUCUGGUACCUUAAUGUGGUAACGUCGUGAGAAGGUGGACAUGCGGUUGCAGGUGGCAGCACCAGGUGAUGUCCUUCCGUACGGCCCUGCCGCAGGAUGCCAAGAGGGUGUCUCUUGUGCACUGAGAACACCGCGCAGGCCACCGAGCGCACCGGCUGCUGUGCUGCUGUGCGGGCGGUGCUGCCGUUUAUUUAUAUUAGAUUCUAGACACUGCUGUUGACAAGUUGGUUUAAGGGACAAAACUGCAAGUGUUAAAGCCACCUCUACAAUUUAUUGGACUUAAUUUUUUCCCCCAUAAACCACAGUUUUUAUAUUUCUAUCAGAAAAGUAAAAAUCUUUUUUAAAAGUGUUGUUUUUCUAAUUUCUAACUCCUAGGGGUUAUUUCUGUGCCAGACACAUUCCUCCUUCCAGUAUUGCAGGACAGAGUAGAUGUAUUAAUGACAACAAAUGGCUGUACAUAUUUUUCUUUCUUCAGAGUACUCUGUACAAUAAAUGCAGUUUAUAAAAGUGCUAGAUUGUUAUAAAUGAGACCUUGUAAGAGUCAUGUGAUCAUACUGUUUAAAAAAAGUUGUAUUUUAGAUACAAUGCCUGAAACCAUUUUGGUGUGUGUUUGCUUGUUGUUUGCUUCAGUCACCGUUUAUAAAAAUGGAAGAACUAUCUGAGAUCUCACAGUUGCUCCAGAAACAUGUAUUCAUUGCCUUCCCUUUGGAACACCUGUUUCCCAGGUACUUUGCAUGUAGCGCUGGAAUCCUCACGGAGCUGCAGGCGCUAUUCCUCCGUGAAGGGACUUGCCUGAGGUUACUGGCCAGUAAGGGACCGAAAUGGGUGCUGUCCAGGCGGCCAGCACUCUGGUGUAGCGUUUUUGGUGCAAGUUUUUUUUUUUUGUUUGCUGUUUUCCUCAUGGCAUGUCAGGUGGACAUUUGUAGGUUCUUAGGCUUCAUUGUUAGGGUUUUGUUGUUACUGUCAUAAAAGUAAAUUUUCAGUACGUUACAGGUAUAUAAUCAGAAAGGGGAGGUCUUUCCUUCCUCUCCCUUCCACCUGUUAACCCAAGGUAACCACCAGAUUAGUGCAUAUCUUCCAAGCCCUGUUCAGUGCAAAUUCUAUCCUCUGGGCUUGCUUUUGAUCCCAUUUUUUGGAAAAAUUACUAAAGAAUAUAUUGUUUUACAGCUUUCCCUUUUUUUAUUCAGUAUAUCAUAAAUGUAUUAGUAUUUCCAUGAUUGGGAAUUAAGGUUUUCUUAUAUACCUUCAUUUAUUGAACCAUUCUCUUAAUUAUGUUCAUAUAUGUUAUCUUCAGUUUUUCACUAUUAUGAACAGUACUGCAGGGAACAGCCUUGUAUGUGUACUUUUGUGGAUAAGUACUGAUAUUUCUGUAGUAAACUUUUCUAGAAGAUGAAUUGCUGUAUUAAAGACAAUUUAUACAUUCUAAGUUUUGAUAGGUUGGUAACCACACUGCAGUCCAAAGAGAAGGGUAUACAGAGUGCUCUGUUCUUGCAUUUCCCAGUCAGUAGUGAUGCCAGCAAUGUGUGAAUUUGGAAAGACAUUCCAGUGUUAUCUCUACCCCAGAAAGAAGUGUCUUUUCAUUUAUGUAGGUCCAUGUGUGUAUAUUAUCAGUAAAGUUUUAUAUUUUUUUCAUACAAUGCUUUUACAUUUUGUAAAAGUUAAUUCCUACGUAUAUUAUGGUUUCUGUUUUAUUAAUGGAACUUUUUCAUGAAUUUUCACUUUAAAAUUUAUUGUUGUUUGUCUUAUUACCAGUUUACUGAACUCAUUACUGUUGAUUUAGUUGAUUGUAUUGAAAGUUCUGGCAUGUAAUCAUCUGUAAAUAGUAAUUUUUUUUCAUUUCCA
Microcebus murinus (gray mouse lemur) is the source of this 3423-nucleotide messenger RNA. It is a transcript of the gene TBP, whose product is annotated as TATA-box binding protein. The record is from RefSeq and is a predicted model, not a curated record. Gene Ontology annotation, molecular function: DNA binding. NCBI's taxonomy places the organism in Eukaryota, Metazoa, Chordata, Mammalia, Primates, Cheirogaleidae. Gene Ontology annotation, biological process: DNA-templated transcription initiation.